CAACGUCAAAUGAAACGACAACGUCAGUCUCAAUAUCAGUCAGUUGAUGGAAAGUGGUGUCGUUUGUAUACUAGUGAUUCAAAAUUAUUUUACACUAUUUUGAAAGAAAUGUCGAACGAAAACGCUUUGGACUUACACCACGUCCACCAGAGUUUCCAAAGAAGCCUGAAAGAAGAAGAUGACGUUGUCAUCGAAGCGUACAUAGAUGGCUACAAUGAAUUAGUAAAAUUUCUCAACUUAAUAGGAUCAGUAUUCUCAUUUGUAAGCAGUGAUGUGAAAAGUAAAAUAAAAAUAAUGGAAAAGCAUAGAGAAGGAGAGGAUGCAGUACACUAUGACUCGUUUAAGAAGAUGAUGAAGUUUGAGAAAGAGACAAACUUAUGUGACAAGAAUGGAUUUGUCUCUGGCUCAAGGACUAUGCUGCGUUUGCAUCGAGGAUUAGACUUUAUACGGUUGUUCCUGAAACGGCUGAGCGAGGCGGACGAGAACAUGAACACUUGUACCACGUGCCAGGGCUCCUACAACGAGACCCUGGCGAAUUUCCACCCAUGGUACAUCAGAAAGGCAGCCACCUUAGCCAUGCAUGCCUUACCUUCGAGACCGGAUCUGUUGAAAAAGAUCUUCGGAACGGACGAAAGCCUAACAGCAGCGUUAGCAGUGUUACCCCAAACGCUGGCUUCUUGCGACGAGGUUUACAAACGUGUAGAACAACUAUACACAGACUUUGACUUCCACGAACUUCCUUAAACAUCGUAAGAUUUACUUUAUAAGUAGAAAAUGUAAAAAAAUUACUCCGGUGGAGUUUCAUCUAUGCUGCGUACCUCUACUUAGAGCAAAGAGGUUGAAAUGCUCACAAUUUUUAGUAAAGGCCACCUGUUUUGCGUUCAGUAGGUGGCGCUAGUGUCGAAUUAAGACUUGUUGGUCUAAUAAUGAUUCUUAUCCUCGAGUGCUCCCUAA
Spodoptera exigua (beet armyworm) is the source of this 954-nucleotide messenger RNA. Lineage: Eukaryota; Metazoa; Arthropoda; Insecta; Lepidoptera; Noctuidae. The record is from the annotation of a GenBank genome assembly.